This is a messenger RNA of Ctenopharyngodon idella (grass carp), 5046 nucleotides long. RefSeq lists its product as uncharacterized. Gene Ontology annotation, biological process: negative regulation of DNA-templated transcription; negative regulation of circadian rhythm. The record is from RefSeq and is a predicted model, not a curated record. Gene Ontology annotation, cellular component: nucleus. The transcript is spliced from 4 exons. Lineage: Eukaryota; Metazoa; Chordata; Actinopteri; Cypriniformes; Xenocyprididae. The coding region runs from base 1608 to 3179 and encodes 523 amino acids.
ACUGCAGGUGGAGUUGUCGUUCGGCAAUUUUGAAGUACGGGCUGGAGGAGGUUUAACACACCCGAGCUGGAGACCAUCAGAAAAAGUACAGUCAAAGGUAAUGUGGCUCGGUCACGCUGGUUGGUCAUCAUCCUUGUCAGCGAGAUGACGGGAGGCACAGAUUGCCCCUGGACAGGUAGUUAGGUGUGUGUGCACCCCUGGACGGAGAAGAGACGAAUAUUCGGGACCAGGACCAGUAUUGUACAUUACUAAGUACACAAAAUGCGUUAUGGAACUGGCUGGUUAGCCCCUGCUGGUAGGUGCCAGAACUACACCAUGACGGCAAAAAUCAUUUUUCUCCAUUCAAACGUAACUAUGUUCUGACAAUAUAUAUUUUCUCCGGUCAACAUAUAUAAUAAUAUGAUGAAAUAUUUGUGAUGCAUAUGUUGUAGAUGUAGCCUAGAUGCCACUGAUAUUUUAUUUUAUUUUAUUUAUUUUUUUGAGGUCUCUUAAAUGGAUAUCCCCAUUCUUCUGUUUUUGACAAGAGGUCACAUGACAAAUUAUCCCGAAACUCAUGAGUGUUAAUGAGCAAAGAUGGCAGCAUUUAGCAGCAUUUUAAGGUGCAUUCACGCCAUGUUGUAAUUACCGUAAUUACAAGAUUCCAACUUGCAAAAAGUGUUCACAUCCUCGUAGAACUCGUAAUUACAAGCUGUAAACUGAAUUUUCUAAGCACUCCUACUUGUACCACAUGACCGCUGCGGAUUUAUUGAGGCAUUGAUAGUGUUGCCAUAGAAAUGCAUGAUUAUUACGGUAUUACGGAAAUUACGGUAAUUACGACAUGGCGUGAGCGCAGCAUUACAGCAGCAUACACAAUUAAUCCAAUCAGAAUUAGAGUUGGAAGUAUCUUUUCUAUAGCUGAAGUAUCUUUGAACUUCUAUAAAAUGCCCAAAAAAUAUAAGCACAGGUCCCAUGGAGUCCCUUGUAAAUUAAUAUGCUGGUGAAAAGCCAUUUAACUAUCAUUAAGUAUUGUACAUGUCUGAAAUGUUGGUCAAUGAGAAGAUAUUACAAUAAUUACAAUAAACAAUUGUGUAUUUGCAGUGAGUUCAGUGUAUCUAUACAUAAUGUAUGUGUGUAGUAGUCACUUUAGUAGUUACAAACAUUUAGAAAAAGGCUACAUUUUAUGCAGUAGCAUUGAAUACGCUGUAAUUGUCACUACAGAAAAGGCUGGACAUUCAGAAAAAAACAUGACUAGUGACAAAAUUUGUACCCUGUGUUUUGAAUUGACAAUAAACAAUUUACACAAACUUCCUGUGGAAUAAGUGCUCUUUAAAAACCUGUUAGCAGCUAACAGAACUCAAUACACGAUUGGAUUUGUAAAUAAUACUUUUUUGCUACCUAUUUUUAAAAACAACUCUCCUCCUAGACGACUGUUGAAAUAUCAUUUCCAUGGUUCACCCUUUGUGGGCAUAAGUGUAGCAUUUUGGAACUCUUCAUGUUGUUAGUGCUCCUGAUCAAAAAUGUUUGUAUGUAAGAACCUUAAGAACAAACUUCAUGUUAGAAAUGGGUAAAUACAUUCUGCCUGAGGUCACUGUCUGCCCAGCUGUGUCUCUCUGCUCUCAGGGCCCGGGAUGCCCAAGGAACCAAGAGGAGAUGCCCAAGGGUGUGUAGGGGAGAGGGAACGCACCUCUCGUCCAGCCAGUAAAAAUGCUAAGGACAAAAGCAACAGUGCCGCCCUUUUGGCAUCUAGAGCAAGAGCACACACUGAACAGGAAACAAAUGGACGCGACUCCCGCUGCUCUGAGAAAGACUCUGGUUACUCAGACACUGGCUCAGAUUCCUUGCAAACUGAUGCAGAUGACCAGCAGAGCAGUGUGAAUGAGCCUCAGGUCUGCAAAGGUUUGGGUGGGGUGGAGCAAGGCCCCCUACAGGGAAGCCACAUACUGGUGUCCGGGACCCCUGAACUCACCCCCAUAUUCAUCAUUAAGAAUGUGGUGUUGAAGCAGCCUGGGCAGUCUGGUCAGGAUCACAUCGUCCCUUCAUCUCUGUCAUGGGGUGGAAGUACUACAAGCAAUCAGGGUGCCACCCAUGUUCUCUUGCUACAACCACCUGACAUCAAUCAAAGCGCCCCAGUGCACACCCUCAAACCCCAGUCACAGAGAUCCGAAAGCAAGGGUGUAAAGAAAAGUAAAAACACUUACCUCCCCAUCCUAAACUCCUACCCUCGAAUCGCACCUCACCCUAGUAAGAAAACCCCAGAGAAACCUGCAACCAAUAGGGGAAGUAACACAGAGGAGCACAGCCUGAGUAAGAGAGUAUGCACAGAAGAGAAAAGAGAGGAGGUGUCCACAACUACACAAGUGACUAAGCAGCAUCUGCACAAACAGCCAGAGAACAACUUGCUGUUGCACUCUCAUUCCCUCGCACGGUCGCUGUCUGUGGGCCAUGAGACACUUUCUGCCUCUCACAAGCACCGGAGCCCAUGCCGCCCAUCUAGUCCCUCCACUUCCCUCAGUGUGAGCUCUCCGUCAGUCUCAAGCACCCAGACUCCUUCCCCACCCUCUUCCAAUGACCUUAUUCAGUCCAGAAAAGAGCCCCAUAAGCAUUGCCAAGGACCAAAAAAUGACACUGGCAAAGGGUCAAACACCCUCAAAGGGACAGCACGGCAUCGUCGCUUCCUCAACACAGUGGAGAUUCUGAGCCAGUCGGGGCUACUUGACAUCACCUUACGAACGCAGGAUCUGCUGCGGCAAAAUGCCGCCACCGAACGAGACAUAGCCCAGCUCCGCCAACAUGCCCAUCUGCUUUUCCAGGCUGCUCAAGCAGGUGUUGAUGCGCCGGCUGCCUGGGAGAAGCUCCAACAGGUCAUGGCUGAGUCUGGACACUAUCCCAGCCUCAAGUGCCUACCAACAGACAGCAAUGAUGGAGGGGACCGGUCUCAAUCAAAGUUGGAAGUUGAGACAGCCACUAGCACAAAACCUGACACUCAUGUGGUAUACAGAUAUGGAGUUAAUGGGACUGAAGUGGUGGCACCCCCAUCUCCUCUCCUAGCUCCCACGCCAGAUGCAGAGUGCCAGUCAAUAGGUCAAUAUGAUUCUGGCACCACCACUUUUGAGCAAAUCAGAGCCCACAGAGGAACUGCCAGUCCGCUGGAUGAUUCUAUAAUGCCACCAGACAGCUCUACACAUGGAAACCUGCUUUAGACGGCACCCAGAAACCUACUGAGCACCGGGUCUUCCUAGCAGAGAAGCAGCAAGGGAAACUUGACGAUACUUUCUUGAACAUCUCAACAUCUCAAACUUCAGAGAUGUUAUGUCAUUGCCCCAAGAUUCAGUAGUCUCUAUGGUAACUCAGGGCUAUGCUCAAGGACAGCAGCUCAACUGUGCUGUAAACCAUCUUCCUGUCUGUCACAUUUCUACUCAUCUGCAUCAGCAAUCAGCCAAAGUGUCUGAUGAGAUAUGCAGAAUUAAACACGCAUGCUACAGACUGCCACUAGUUAGUUUUGUCACUGACACAGUUUUCUGCAUAAGCUAUUCUGCCCCAUAACUGAAUUAGGUUUUCAAUGGCCACUUACAAAUGUGUUUUUGAUUGCAACACUUCGUGCAGUCGAUCACAGAGUGAUCACACAUUGCAGUCAGUUUCCUAAUUUAUUUAGAUUUUUAUCAUAGGCAAGUUGAAUUAGCAAUUUCUGUCACAGUUUGUAGCAUGUAGUGUUUUUAAAGAACAUGUUCACCUUUGACCGGGAAUGGUAUUUUACUAAAAUGUGGUAUUAUUACUGAUGAGAUCCCCUCUGUGAGGCCUUAUCACUUAAAAGAGCAUGAGGAUGGUGCAUGAAGAUUCCAAAAGUCAAAGCUUAGAACUGUACACACAUGCAAAGACACUUAGAAUUGUGUGAGAACUAUUCUCACAAUGAUCUUGGUAAGGUCCAUGAAGCUUGUGUUCUUCUAUGCAGUACGCACUUCAUUAAUAUGCUUGCUUUACGUCUUCAUCUUUGACCAUGGACCAACUGGCAAAUGGUAAAACACCCUCAAAGGGACAGCAUGGCAUUGUCUCUUCCUCGACACAGUGAGAUUCUGAGCCAGUCUGGCCUACUUGACACCACCUUAAGAACGAACGAUCUACUUAAGCCUUUUUGGUUGGCGUCCCUCUGAGAUGAAGGGUCAAUUUUGAAUGUUUAUGUGAGCUUAUUUCCCAUUUGUUUGAUCACAGAUCUUGUCGUUUAUGUAUUUGUGAGUUUGCUUGUGUUAAUGGUGUUUUGUGCCAGCCUUAAUGUGUUCUGCAACAUCUUUACGUUUCUUCCCCAAUUCUCUACUACUGCACCAAUCUUUUUGACACAUUUUGAAAUUCUUGACAUAACACUAAUAUAUUAUUUGUUGUUAUUUUGGUAUAUUAUUUCCAUUUAUUUACUUACUGAUUUGUCACUGAUUUGUGUCUAAGGAAGCUGUCAGGCCCACAUAGAUUUUGCAUAAUUCUGCUGUCAUUCACAAAAUUGUAUACAUAAUCAUAUUCAUUUAUGAAAUAUUUUGUCUAAUUUGAUUAUGCUUUAAGAGUUUAGUACUUUCAGCUUAGUUUAACAUAUUUUAUGUUUCAAUGCCGCGGAAUUUCACAGAUUUUCCCCUAAAAUCAGUAAAGGAAUUGAUGAAAGAACUGCAGUUUCCACCUUAGAGUCCUUCUUUAUGAUAGAUAUUUUUCUUCUACCAUAGCUUUUAAUUUUCUUUUUAUAGAUAUUGAAUGGUGUGUUUGUACACAGUAAUGAUCUUAAGUCCAAAUAAAUGGCAGUACAGUAGGGAUGUUCUGAGCUGUGUGUGUGUGCGUGUGUGUGUGUGUGUGUGAGAUGGCCAGGUGCAGCAGAUAAUGAGUUUGUGUUUGAAAUGAAUGGCAUGUUAUGACAUGAUCGAUAUUUGUGCUUCCUCAUGUAGCAGCACAAGCAGUAUGUGAUGCAAUUCUAAUGCAUCUAAAGAAUGAUUCUUUCAAUGUUUCCAUGCAGUAUGUUGGCUGAAGUCAGGAUCACUGCAACAGAUACACUAUUACACUACAUGCAGAUUCAAAUAAAAAGCUUCAUUAAAAGGC